This is a messenger RNA of Strongylus vulgaris, 930 nucleotides long. The record is from the annotation of a GenBank genome assembly. NCBI's taxonomy places the organism in Eukaryota, Metazoa, Nematoda, Chromadorea, Rhabditida, Strongylidae.
CUUCGGCAUCAAAUGCCAUCUCUUACAAUUGCGCUCACACUAUCUGCGCUUCUUGCGCCUACUGUUGCGCUAAAUAUUUUAGUAUGGAGUAGUACAAUGGGGCAGAGUCAUAUUAACUUCAUCGGCAAUAUAGCCGAUACGUUACGGGAAGAUGGACACAAUGUGACAUUGCUGUUCGUGGAAUUCGAUCCGGAUUUUAAGGUAAAUACGGGUACAAAGCAUGUAGAACAUAUAAUACGGUAUAGUUCCCCGUAUCAUAACUCAGCUGAUUGGCGUUCAUUGACGUUUAAGCGAGGCAUAGUAUUCAAUUCUAUUUUUGGUUUUAACUUCAUCGAUUUGAUAAAAAUUCAAAUUUAUGUAUAUAGGGUCUGCAAAGGAAUGUUAGAAGAUCCAGGGCUAAUUCAACUUUUGCACGAUUCCAAAUUUGAUCUAGGAAUUUUCGAAAUGUUUCAUAGUUGUCCAGCUGGAGUGAUGGAGCUAGCAGGAAUGUUAGAGGAUCCAAGGCUAAUUCAACUUUUGCGCGAUUCAAAAUUUGAUCUAGGAAUUUUCGAAAUGUUUCAUAGUUGUCCAGCUGGAGUGAUGGAGCUAGCAGGAACUCCGAAGACGAUGAUGGUAUCAGCUAUUGGCAUCGGUUACCACCACUAUCGACUUUUGGGUAUGGAAAGGCAGUCUAGUUUCGUGCCAGCUAGUCUUACUAUGUGUGGAGGACGUAUGAAUUUUUUGGAACGGCUCUACAACAUAUUUAUCAAUGGAUCUGGUCAGUUUUUGCAAAAUUUUCGUCCUACAACCUACUCUUUCAAAGUUGGUUUAAACAUAGGAUUCGUACUUGCUAAUAUCUUCGAAUAUUUUGAACAAUCCUUAUUCGAAAGCAAAUUCCCAGGAUUCAAAAGCUUACACGAUUUGAUCAAGGCAGGUUCUUCUAUCAACUAA